Molecule: messenger RNA, 2810 nt
Organism: Trichobilharzia szidati
Lineage: Eukaryota; Metazoa; Platyhelminthes; Trematoda; Strigeidida; Schistosomatidae
Source: the annotation of a GenBank genome assembly
AUGGUCCCACGUACAGUCAAUAAUGGUACCUCUGGAAAUAAUAAUGAUAAUUUACAUCGUGGUAUGACAGACACUGGUGAACGUUAUGGUCGAGGGUCUUGUUUCAGUUCUCAUCACUCUCGAUAUUCUAUGCAUAAUCAGUAUCAACAAGGACUUCAACAACACCAGCAGCAACAACAGUUACAACAACAUCAUUUAAACGCUUUACAGGCUCACCAUGCGUCCACAACCGGAUUGAAUGAUCCUAUGAUGUUAGGAGACGACUGUGGUUCUGAACCGAACAGCUUAGCUGCCCUAUUAGCACCUCCGUCUAAACAACCAAGACAACAUCUUGCUACAGAUGCUGUUACAGCUGCUGCUCUAGCCAGAGGUGAUGCACUCGAUGCAUACUCUGCGGCUACUAGAGCAAUGGUUGGUCUAGAGAAUGCUGGUGUUAUCGGUGGAACACACCCACCAUGUGUUAGCCUACGAGAGGCAGCAGAAAAUAUGACGUUGGGCGGUACACCUAAUUUGGUUGGGACACCUCCUGCUCCACCUCAUACAAGUGGUUAUCAGUCAUCUCUUAUGAACGUGGUUUCAAGUUUGAGUGGUGAUGGGCUAGAUUUUGUCCGUAAUCUCGGUGUAGCAAAUCAUAUUCAUAGUGCUACUACAAGUUAUAAAUUCUUAUUUACCAAGCCUCAUUUAAUAAAUAUGGUUCAUAGCUUGGUACUUGAAAGAUCUUCUGACGAUAAUUUGUCUUGCACAAUUGAAGGAGAAGUUUCUGCUAUUGAAUGCCGAGAUGCGCGUUCCAAUACAAUUUCCCAUGGUCAGAAACUUCAAAAUAAAACUGAUGACACAGUAACAAGUGAAGAAACCACAAAACCGGAGAAAAUACAGAAAGUAUCUUACCCUCCACUUCUCACAGACUUAUUAACUAAACAGAAAGCACUAAAUAUUCCAAAGAUGGACGACUAUUCUAUGGCUCAACAAAAUGAAAUUCUCGACAAUUUACAUAAAUUGAAGUGUAAUACUUCAGAUGAACCAAUCGCUACAGCUAUUCAUGGCCCGCUGACUAUAUUUUCACCAAUGCAAUUGGUACAACUGAGCGAGGUCUAUAGUAGUGAUCCAAGUCUUAUUGAGUAUGCAGUUUCUUUGCUUAAAUUUGUCCAGCCAGUCGGUCGGUGGGCUCGUCGGUGGGUUGCUAAACGUUUGGAUGCUGCAACAGACGGUCUACACUCUCAAGCUGUUUAUGCUCUUCAAUCUCAGUAUGAUAAUGAUAAAACUGAAUUACUUCAGAGUUGGUUUGACGAAGUGGAUUUAACGAUCGAUCCUCCUACUCCAAAAUCUGAUGAAGUUGAUACAGAACACCUUGAACCUUGUCUACUUGAUCUUCUUAUGGAUGACGAUACAGUUACUUCUUGUAAUAGCAAUACAAAUGGCCCUGUACUCCCUACUGAUAAUGAACAUGUUUCACUUAUUACUGACGUACAAAUAUCAUGCAUUAAAAAUGGAAACAUAAAUUCUGUAAACACUUCAAAUUUGUCAAACCCUGUCGAUGUAACGUUGACAGCAGAUUCUUGUGGAACAUCAUUUUAUAAUACUUCUGUAUCCGCUUCUGAAGUCACUGUUUCCGCACCGAGUUCAACAAUAAUUCCACAACAGAAUUCCUCACUGAAUAAUGAACUUGAUGAUGUCAUAAUUUGUGACUCAUUACCGUCAUCUGUUUCAACGUCAACUCCUUGUGAAAAUAUUACAGCACCCAGUGAUAUCCAGUCAAUUGGUCAAGUUGCACUGGUCGCUACCAAACCUUCUGAAGGACAGGCGCUCUCUGAUGAAUGUGCUUCAAAUGUCAAAGUUGUAGAUGAUGUUGUUUGCUCUAGUUUCUCUAGUUUAAGCGAUCUUAAAUCAGAUUGCUUUGUUCACGUAAAAAGUGGGCAAACAUCUGAAGCUCCAAGUGAUAGUUCAACGUCACUUUUGAAAACUGCUCUCAGCGCUGCCUCUUCAUACUCUCUAAGUUCUUCACAUGAUCGAAUUGUUGUACAAAAUAAAGUAAUUUUAAAUGCAGGAGAAGAUAGUACUAAAAAUCUCUCCUCAAGUGAUGGCUUAACUACCACCAUGCCAGCAACUAGCUUGCAGCAUAGUUUGUUUUUGGAUUCCCAUCUUAUUACUCACAAGGAAAUUCCUGCUGUUGAAACACACGCGGAAAAUAGUCUCCCAGUGAAUCAGAGUUACGACACAAUCAAUUAUGCAGAAGCCAAUUCGUCGACUGUAUGUCAACUUCAAAAUUCAUGUGUAAGAAUAUGCGUUGAUAUGGAUGCUAGUUCCACGUCAUCUACAGAUACUGAAAACGCCAAAUCACUUCCAUUGUCAGAUUUAAUCUCAUCAGAUAUUUCCCAGACUAAUCAUAAGUCACCGGAAACUAAUGCUGAUAAUACAUUGAUUUCUUGAUCUUAGGUUUAAUAUUUCAAAGACAAGCUAACUGUACAUAUGAAUGCAUGUAUAUACUACACAUUGCUUACCAUAAGGUUACCAAAUUGUACAAACUUAUUUACUAAAGAGGAGUUUUUACUUGAAUAGACUUUAACACAUGUUUUUGUCCACAUUAUUUUUUUCUUUUUUCAAAAACUGUUCUAAUAUCCUAAUUUUUCUGAACUUUAGAUAUGAUUAUUCGGUUUGUUAAAUAAUCAAAUUUAUCGUAGCACCAAAAUGUUUAGUAUAAUGCUCAAGUUAUACACACCAAUAUGAUGUAGCUAAAUGAAGAAGUAUUCAUCUCAGUAACUUUCUUUGUAACUGUGCUCAUACCACUUAAGCAUAAUAAUAAUAACAAUUCC